CUCUUUCCUCAAUUAUUCAAUUUAGAAAGAGAUGAAUUGUAUAAAGUAGACUCUGAAGUCUUCGUCUUCUUGUUGGAUGAAAAGUCAAACCUUUGAUAAGUUAAUAGAAGCAAACAUUGUUGUACCAAUUACAAGUAAGAGCACUAGCAAAAGAGAGAGGGAGAGAAAUCACAGAUCAUUCUUGUUUGCAAAUUACUCUUAGCAUUCGAACAGGAACAACUACUUGAGAUUUCAAUAUUGAGACGGAAAGUAUGUUUAUGUUGCCCUUAUAGCUUUAGGGACUCAAUUUUGAAAUUGACACAUCACACAAAACAGCAGAAAUGGCCGAGAUUGCCUUAGCAGUUGGUUGUGUAGUUGGUGGUGCAUUUCUGAAUGUUCUCUUUGAAAGGAUUGCUAGUUGGGUUGAGCUGCUCAAGAAGAAUAAGCAUGAUGAUAGGCUUUUAGAGAAGCUGGAGGACAUUUUGCUUGGUCUUCAGAUUGAGCGAAGUGCUGCAGAGAAUAAGCAGGCAUCAGAUUCACUCGUGAGGAAGUGGUUGAAUAAGCUUCAGCAUGAUGUAAAUGUCGAUGCAAACCUCUUGGAAGAAGUCAAUUAUGAGGCUUUGAGGCUUAAGGUGGAAGGUCAACUUCGAAAUCUUGAAGAAAAAAGCAACCAGCAAAAGAAGAGUACUAAGAAGAAUGAAGGAGGAGAAAAGAAGAAGGAAGGAGGAGGAGAAGAGAAUAAGAAGGAUGGAGGAAACUUAAGUGUUGUUUUGAAAUCAUGUCAGUGUGAAGGAUGCGUUAGUACAGUUGUCAAAGCCAUUCGAAGUAUUGGAGGUGUGGAGAAAGUUAUGUGUGAUGUAGAUUCGAAGAAACUAACUGUAAUUGGAAAAGUUGAUCCGGUGAUGUUACGAGAGGAAGUUGAACGGAAAACACAGAAGAAUGUUGAAGUUGUCUCUCCGAUACCGAAAAAGGACGGUAAGGGAAAAGGAGGUGGCGACAAUGGCAGUGAUAAUGGCGCCGGAGAGGAGAAGAAGAAGAUGCAGAAGCAGAACAAGGAAAAGGAUUCAAGGGAGAACACAGGAGGAGAAGAUAAAAAAAACAAAGCGAAAGAGAAGAAGAGUACUAAGAAGAAUGAAGGAGGAGAAAAGCAUAAGAAAGAAGGAGGAGAAGAGAAUAAGAAGGAUGGAGGAAACUUAACUGCGAUUUUGAAAUCAUGUCAGUGUGAAGGAUGUGUUAGUACAGUUGUCAAAGCCAUUCGAAGUAUUGGAGGUGUGGAGAAGGUUAUGUGUGAUGUAGAUUCGAAGAAACUAACUGUGAUUGGAAAAGUUGAUCCGGUGAUGUUACGAGAGGAAGUUGAACGGAAAACACAGAAGAAUGUUGAAGUUGUCUCUCGGAUACCGAAAAAGGACGGUAAGGGAAAAGGAGGUGGCGACAAUGAUAAUGGCGCCGGAGAGGAGAAGAAGAAGAUGCUAAAGCAGAACAAGGAAAAGGAUUCAAGGGAGAACACAGGAGGAGAAGAUAAAAAACCCAAAGAGAAAGAGCUUCCGAUCACCACCGUGGUGUUGAAGUUGCAUUGCCAUUGUCAAGGAUGUAUUCAGAAAAUCGACGAAAUCAUGACCAAAUUCAAAGGGUACAAGGAGAUGAAAGUAGACGAACAAAAGGAUUUGGUGACUGUUACCGGGUCGAUGGACAUGAAGGUAUUGGCUGAAACGUUGAAGAAGCAUUUGAAGAAGGAAAUCGAGAUUGUCCCGCCUAAGAAGGAAGGUGGAGAGAAGAAAGAGAAAGGAGGUGGUGAUAACGGUGGUGGCGGCAGGAAAGGUAAGGGUGCUGGUGUUGGUGGUAACUAGGGGUGGCAAAAUUAGCCCAAGUCCAAAUGACCCGCCCAAUUCGCCCAAGGUUUGAUGGGUUUGGGCGAGAGUGAUUUUGAUAAGAAAAAAUUACAGUUUAUAGAUAAAAAUCUUUUAUAAUUACAUGCUAUGGGUAAUGUUUUAAAUAAUUACAAUUCAUAGGUAAUUGUUUGUUAAAAAUCAGUUUUAUGUAAACGCAUUUAUGCAAAUAUAAUUUCUAAUGUAUAUAACAAAUGUAAAAUAAUUUUCUCUCUCAUAAUUAAUAUUUUAUUCUCACUCUUA
Molecule: messenger RNA, 2108 nt
Organism: Capsicum annuum
Lineage: Eukaryota; Viridiplantae; Streptophyta; Magnoliopsida; Solanales; Solanaceae
Exons: 9
Coding region: 321-1826 (501 amino acids)
Molecular function (GO): metal ion binding
Source: RefSeq, a predicted model, not a curated record